AUGUCGAACCAAACCCCCGAAUCUUGGGAGGAUGAGCUUUCCCGGCAGGCUGAGGGUGUUAACCUGAAUGGACAAAGCCGUCCUCAACCUCAGGCGCCUUCAUUCCAGCCCGGCGCUGCGUCUUUCACCCCCGGUGCCGCCUCUUUCACUCCCGGCCAACAAUUUCAGCAGUACGGCGGUGGCUACCCUUACGGCCAGUACGGUCAGCAAGCCUACGGAUACCCCCAGCAGCAGCAACAGCCGCAGCAGCAGGCUUACAGCCAGUACGGCGCAUAUGCGCAACAGCCCGGCGGUUACAACCAAUACUACAACCAGCAGCCUGGUGGCUUUGCCCAGCAGCCCCGCCAGAAUGCUUCCGCUGCCUAUCAGCAGGCCCCCGCCGCCCCCAAGCCCGCUGCGCCUGCCUCUGCCGCUCCACCCAAGGCUAAGGUCCUCUCGAUUGGCGCUACCUCCUCGGCGUCUGCUCCCAAGACCAAGGUUCUCUCCAUCGGUACCCCUACUCCUACUUCCACUCCCACUCCCGCUGCCGCUCCUGCUGCCGCCAAAUCGGAGCUCUCGAAGGGUGACUCGAAGGGCACCGCGGCUGCCGAAGCUGGCGCAAAGGUGACCGCCAGCAAGGCCAUCGAAAAGACGGAUUCAAAAGCUGCUUCCAGCGGCAGAACCUCCCCUACACCGUCAUCCUCUGGCCGUUCGAGCCCUGCUCGUACUGGCGUCGAAGCUGCCAAGCAGGCCCGUGCCGCAGAUGCCGUCGCCAAGGCUCAGCAAGCCGAUGUUGAUGACGCUACCCUGAAGGAAAUUUACGGUGAGCGCCGUGAGCACGUUAACGUUGUCUUCAUCGGUCACGUUGAUGCUGGAAAGUCUACCCUGGGUGGUUCGCUUCUGUACUGCACUGGCAUGGUGGAUGACCGAACGAUGGAGAAGUACAAGAAGGAAGCCAAAGAAGCUGGCCGAGAGACCUGGUACCUGUCAUGGGCCCUGGAUCUGACUGCCGAGGAGCGUUCCAAGGGUAAGACCGUCGAGGUUGGCCGAGCAUUCUUCAAGGUCGAUAUUCCCACCCCGGAAGGCCCUAUUGAGCGACAGUUCUCUAUUUUGGAUGCCCCCGGUCACAAGUCUUAUGUUCCUCACAUGAUCGGUGGAGCUUCCCAAGCAGACUUGGGUGUUCUUGUCAUUUCUGCCCGUAAGGGUGAGUAUGAAACCGGUUUCGAAAAGGGUGGUCAGACUCGUGAGCACGCCCUGCUUGCACGUAACACGGGUGUGACACAGCUUUGCCUAGUUGUGAAUAAGAUGGACGACCCUACCGUCGAAUGGAGCAAGGCCCGUUUCGACGAGUGUACUAUCAAGGUCAUUAAAUUCCUUGAAGCUCUUGGCUACAAGAAGAGCGACAUCUUCUGUAUGCCUAUCUCCGCUCAGCGUACUCUCAAUAUUAAGGACCGCCUCACCAAGGACGUCUGCCCUUGGUAUGAUGGACCAUCUCUGCUUGAGUACUUGACAGACUUCAAGCUACCAGAGCGCAAGGUGAACGCACCUUUCAUGAUGCCCAUCACCGCCAAGUACCGUGACAUGGGUACCAUGGCCGAGGGCCGCAUUGAAUCUGGAAUUAUCAAGAAGAACGGCAAUUAUCUCAUGAUGCCCAACAGGACCGAGGUCUCGGUAUCUGCUCUUUAUGGUGAAACCGAAGAUGAAAUUCCCAAUGCCAAGGUCGGUGACCAAGUUCGCCUUCGUCUGCGCGGUGUGGAAGAAGAUGAAUUCUUCCCUGGCUUUGUUCUUUGCUCUGCAAAGCGUCCCGUCCACUGCGUGUCUGCUUUCGAAGCCAAGAUUCGUAUUUUGGACCUUAAGAACAUUCUUACGGCCGGUUUCAACUGUGUGCUUCACGUGCACUCUGCUGUUGAGGAGGUCACCUUUGCCGCUCUUCUCCACAAGCUUGAGCCUGGUACUGGUCGUAAGAGCAAGCGUCCUCCGGCUUUUGUCAACAAGGGUCAGACCAUCAUUGCCCGCCUUGAAGUUACGUCCACUGCCGGUGCUGUGUGUGUCGAGAAAUACGAUGACUACCAGCAGCUUGGACGAUUCACUCUUCGUGACCAGGGUCAAACCAUCGCCAUUGGUAUGGUUACCAAGCUCAUUCACUCCGAGACUGACGCUUAA
This is a messenger RNA of Penicillium odoratum, 2142 nucleotides long. RefSeq names its product translation termination factor GTPase eRF3. Gene Ontology annotation, biological process: translation; translational termination; nuclear-transcribed mRNA catabolic process, deadenylation-dependent decay. Gene Ontology annotation, cellular component: translation release factor complex. Gene Ontology annotation, molecular function: GTP binding; GTPase activity; translation release factor activity. The record is from RefSeq and is a predicted model, not a curated record. The transcript has 3 exons. Bases 1 to 2142 code for a protein of 713 amino acids. Lineage: Eukaryota; Fungi; Ascomycota; Eurotiomycetes; Eurotiales; Aspergillaceae.